Gallus gallus (chicken) is the source of this 2408-nucleotide messenger RNA. RefSeq names its product growth hormone inducible transmembrane protein (gene GHITM). Lineage: Eukaryota; Metazoa; Chordata; Aves; Galliformes; Phasianidae. The transcript has 9 exons. Gene Ontology annotation, cellular component: mitochondrial inner membrane. The coding region runs from base 129 to 1169 and encodes 346 amino acids. The record is from RefSeq and is marked validated.
CUCCCGGGUCAGCGGUGCGUCACUUCCACUCCCGAGCGGGUGUUGAGGGAGGCCGUUCGCGGGGCCGAGCGGCGGUUGGGGCUGUGCAGUUACAGGAACACGGUAUAUAAAACUAUUGCAGAGCAAACAUGCUGGCUGCACGGCUCGUGUGCCUGAGGACACUGCCAUGCCAGGCUAUCCGCCCCACCAUCGCUCAGGCGUCCCCAGCUUUGAGGAACUCUGGUAUAAAAGCAUUCCGUCUGUGGCAGCCUAACCAGUGCUAUGCCACCAGAGUAAGAACGGGCGUAAGGCGUGGGAAAAUUGGCCAGGAGAUUAAAGAAGCAGCAUUUGAGCCAUCUGCAGAAACUGCUCUUAAAGUUGAUCGCCUGGGAAAACUUGUUGUUGCUGGAGGGGCUGCUGUUGGCCUGGGGGCACUCUGUUACUAUGGCAUGGGCAUGUCCAGUGAGAUUGGAGCUAUUGAAAGAGCAGUUAUUUGGCCUCAGUAUGUGAAAGACAGAAUUCGCUCUACCUACAUGUACUUUGCGGGAAGCAUUGGCUUGACGGCACUGUCAGCUGUAGCAGUAAGCAGAUCUCCUGCACUCAUGGGCCUUAUGACAAAAGGCUCCUGGCUGGCAAUCGGUGCAACUUUUGCCGCCAUGAUUGGUGCUGGAAUGUUGGUCAGGUCCAUAUCCUAUGAAAACAGUCCAGCAGCUAAACAUCUUGCUUGGAUGAUGCAUUCCGGUGUCAUGGGUGCAGUGGUGGCUCCUCUAGCUUUCUUGGGUGGUCCCUUGCUGAUCAGAGCUGCCUGGUAUACAGCUGGAAUCGUCGGAGGGCUCUCAACUGUAGCCAUGUGUGCUCCAAGUGAGAAAUUUCUGAAUAUGGGAGGACCACUUGGGAUAGGCUUUGGCUUCGUUCUUGCCUCUUCGAUUGGAUCCAUGUUCUUGCCACCUACUUCUGCUUUUGGGGCUGGCUUGUAUUCAGUAGCUGUUUAUGGAGGAUUGGUUCUCUUUGGCAUGUUUCUGCUCUAUGAUACGCAGCAUGUUAUCAAGCGUGCAGAGACUAUUCCAUAUUACGGAGUAACGAAAUACGACCCCAUCAAUGCGUGCAUGGGCAUCUACACAGACACGCUGAACAUCUUCAUUCGUGUGGCCACCAUGCUUGCUGGUGGUGGAAGUGGAAGGAGAAAGUAAACGGAGACUCUUAGCAGCUGCCUGACAGCUCAGACUCUUAGGUUGUCUACCUAGUACAUAGAGUAAAUAAAAAUUCAUUGUUACCAGCAGUUGUGCUGCAGGUCAGAAGUGUAACGCUUUCCAGCCUAUUGUCUAAGUGCAAUGUGAUUCAGAUUUAAGUGUUUCAUCGAACACCUUCCAAUAGCGUGAACGACUUCAAAGCAUACAUAUUUGGGGAAAGUAUAUUAUUUAAAAUAUAUGAUUAAAAUCGUCUGUCUCAUUUUCAAUGAGCUUGGAAGCAGUUCCAGUGUUGCUUUCCUUUUUACUGGAACUGCGCAGAAAUAGUAGUAAGUUCUGUGAGCGGAUAUCUUAUAUACAGAUGAUGACACAAACUACUUCAGGAAAUACUGUUCACAUGCAACAGUUCUCAGUUAAGAUUGCAUAAAUAAUAGUUCCUUGAUUCAUUUAGAAGAACUGAGCCAAGUGGAUAUGGCACAGAAUGCAGGAAAGGCUACUGUUGCCUGGGCAGAAAUUUCAGAAAGAUUUAAGCGAUUGGCAGAAAUGCACUGGACGGAAUGGGUGACCUGACCAACAACAUAAAGGAGACAAGACGAGGAGCCUAUGUGACGUCUGCCCUACCUGAAAACUUCAGUCUCCUUCUAGAAUACGUGAAAACACCUUGUCUGUUUCCCCGUACUUUAAUAUUGAAUGGAAAUAAAAACAGUUGGACUUAUUUGGUAGUAGAUCUGUCAGAUUGUUGGGUAAUAAUGAAAGGUAUGUCUGCCUUCUAGUGACUAAUUUUUGGUAUUUCAAGUGAAGCACUGUUCUUCAGAAGAACUCCCCACGUUAACUUGCUCUUGGAAGCUUGUACAAUUGGCACUGAAAGAAAGGGAAUUGAGAAUGGCCUGCUGUAAACCCAGGUAUCAUAAGCAUACCAUUAUUACAUAUUGUAGUCUCUAAUUCUUUUCCAGAUUAGUACAUUUAGCUCAAUUGAAAGGAGAUGUUAAAUCAGUUUCACUGACAGGAACAUAAAGAAAUAUAUACUUGCUUAAGUACAUUGCGUUGUGUUUGAGUAAGGGGCAAGUUCUUGGGCACAAGCAAGUUUUGAGUUCAGAGAGAUGACUCAGACUUCAGUUCUUCUGGUAAAUUGUGUUUAUAGAAGAAAUAAAAUUAUAGCCUCACAUGGUGAUGAUAACUCUCACUUUUCCUGUGUUACUAAAAUAUUUAUAUUAACUUGGCACUAAUAAUACACUAAUAACU